Ascoidea rubescens DSM 1968 is the source of this 1203-nucleotide messenger RNA. Its product is annotated as DnaJ-domain-containing protein. The record is from RefSeq and is a predicted model, not a curated record. The annotation marks the transcript as partial. Gene Ontology annotation, biological process: protein import into peroxisome matrix. Gene Ontology annotation, cellular component: cytosol. The transcript is spliced from 2 exons. NCBI's taxonomy places the organism in Eukaryota, Fungi, Ascomycota, Saccharomycetes, Ascoideales, Ascoideaceae.
AUGGUCGUCGAUGACACUUACUACAAGAUUCUUCAGGUUGAACCAACUGCAACUCCACAACUAAUCAAAAAGUCUUAUCGUAAACUAUCUUUAAAAUAUCAUCCGGAUAAGAACCCUGCUCCUGAAGCAAAAGAAAGGUUUCAGGAGAUAACUGCUGCCUACCAAGUUCUAUCUGAUUCAGAUUUAAGAGCAAAAUAUGACAAAUUUGGUAAAGAAAGCGCUAUACCAGCCGAUGGUUUUGAAGACGCAACUGAAUAUUUUGCUAUGAUCUUCGGUGGCGAUGCAUUCAAAGACUAUAUUGGUGAAUUAACUCUAUUGAAGGAUCUCACAAAAUCUGCUCAAUUAUCUCAAACCGAUAAAGAAAAAACCGAUGAAAAUAACGAAGAUAACAAAGAAAAUAAAGAUGAUAAAAAUAAUACAAAUGAUAAAAAUUCAACCUCAAAUUCAACCUCAAACACAAAUACAAAUACAAAUACAAAUACAAAUUCAAAUUCAAAUUCAAAUUCAAAUACUAAUACAAAUACUAAUGCAGAAUUGGAUCAAUUUGAAGAAGAGUGUAGAUUGAAAAGACUAGAAACUCAGAAAAAAUUGGCUGAAAAAUUAAUACUAAGAUUAUCCGUUUGGACUGAAAGCCCCAAAGAUCGUAACUGUUUAAAUGCUUUUAAAACUAAAUAUGAAUUAGAAGCUGACUCUCUAAAAAUGGAAUCCUUCGGCUUGGAAAUAUUACACACUAUAGGUGAAAUUUACUACACAAAGGGCAACAUAUAUCUAAAAUCUCAAAAGUAUUACGGUAUUACUGGCUUUUUUCACUCUGUAAAGGAAAAAGCUGGCAUCGUUUCAGAUACUUUUAAAACUAUAUCUUCUGCUCUAGAUGCUCAAAAUACAAUGGAAGAAUAUACUAAAAUUCAGGAAAACUCAAAUGAAGAUCAAAAAUUAUCUCAAGAAGAAAUGGCUGAAAUGGAAAAAUUAUUAAUGGGCAAAGUUAUUGGUGCUGCUUGGGCUGGCUCAAAAUUUGAAAUUCAGGGAACUUUACGAUCCGUUUGCAAUAUUGUCUUGUAUGAUAAAACUGUUUCUCAACUGAAAAGAAUCGAAAGAGCUGAGACUCUAGUUAAAUUAGGUCAAAUCUUUAAGAAAACUACAAGAACUGAUGAUGAAAAUGAGGAAGCAAGGAUUUUCGAAGAAUUAGUUGCUGAAGCUAAAAAG